AUGUCUACAACCACAGGAGCUUUCAUUGCCGGAGGUAUCGCAGCUUGCGGAGCUGUCACGGUCACCCACAGUUUCGAGACCGUUAAGAUACGACUUCAAUUACAAGGAGAGUUACAGUCAGACGCUGUCAAAAAGUAUCGAGGUGUUUUCCAUGCCGUCAAGGUCAUUCUGCAGAAUGAAGGACCCAGGGGUUUGUUUAGGGGUAUUGGCUGCGCCUAUGUCUACCAAAUACUGCUAAACGGGUCCCGACUCGGCUUCUACGAACCGAUUCGAGGAGGUCUUACGUCCGCUCUUUACGGAGACCCUUCUGUGCAAUCCAUCGGUAUCAAUGUCUUCAGUGGAGCGAGUUCCGGUAUUCUAGGUGCUGCAGCCGGCUCACCAUUUUUCCUGGUGAAGACUCGAUUACAGUCAUACUCCCCAUUCCUACCAGUUGGUACUCAACACAAAUAUAAGAAUGCUGUCGAUGGAUUGCGACAAAUUCACCACAAUGAAGGCGUCAAGGGCCUUUACCGUGGUGUUGGCGCUGCCAUGGUUCGGACUGGUUUUGGCAGCUCCGUUCAACUACCAACAUAUUUUUUCGCAAAGAGACGGCUGGUACGACAUUUUGGUAUGGAGGAAGGCCCUGCUCUACAUUUCGCUAGCAGUACUGCAUCAGGGUUCGUUGUGUGCUGUGUAAUGCACCCACCAGGUAUAAUCUCUUCUUGGCUUGUCGAAAAGCAGAGGGUGUUUCAUUGGCUAAUCAAAAGUGAAGAUACGAUCAUGUCUCGGAUGUACAACCAGACUGGUAACCUGUAUAAGGGUGUUUGGGACUGUCUGUACAAGACUAUUUCAACUGAAGGUUUACUCGCCAUCUAUAAGGGCUACUUUGCUCAUCUUGCCCGUAUUUUGCCACAUACUAUUUUGACCCUCAGUCUUGCAGAACAGACAAACAAGCUUGUUCGCGGACUUGAAGAUCGCUUUCUGUCAGAUUCUCUUCGUGCAAGAUUGUAA
Messenger RNA from Talaromyces atroroseus, 990 nucleotides. RefSeq names its product Mitochondrial oxaloacetate transport protein. The transcript has 5 exons. The record is from RefSeq and is a predicted model, not a curated record. Gene Ontology annotation, biological process: mitochondrial transport. Gene Ontology annotation, cellular component: mitochondrial membrane. NCBI's taxonomy places the organism in Eukaryota, Fungi, Ascomycota, Eurotiomycetes, Eurotiales, Trichocomaceae. Bases 1 to 990 code for a protein of 329 amino acids.